This is a messenger RNA of Budorcas taxicolor (takin), 3951 nucleotides long. It is a transcript of the gene SALL1, whose product is annotated as spalt like transcription factor 1. Gene Ontology annotation, molecular function: DNA-binding transcription factor activity, RNA polymerase II-specific; RNA polymerase II cis-regulatory region sequence-specific DNA binding. NCBI's taxonomy places the organism in Eukaryota, Metazoa, Chordata, Mammalia, Artiodactyla, Bovidae. The coding region runs from base 1 to 3951 and encodes 1316 amino acids. The transcript is spliced from 3 exons. The record is from RefSeq and is a predicted model, not a curated record. Gene Ontology annotation, biological process: regulation of transcription by RNA polymerase II. Gene Ontology annotation, cellular component: nucleus.
AUGUCGCGGAGGAAGCAAGCGAAGCCUCAACAUUUCCAAUCCGACCCCGAAGUGGCCUCGCUCCCCCGGCGAGAUGGAGACACAGAGAAGGGUCAACCCAGCCGCACCACUAAGAGCAAGGAUGCCCACGUCUGUGGCCGGUGCUGCGCCGAGUUCUUCGAAUUGUCAGAUCUUCUGCUCCACAAGAAGAACUGUACUAAAAACCAAUUAGUUCUAAUCAUAAAUGAAAGUCCAGCCUCCCCACCUGAAACCUUCUCAAGCCCCAGCCCCACUCCCGAUCAUCCCCAGGAACAAAUGAAUGACACAGCUAACAAAACAGAGCAAGGAGAGUGCAGCGACCUGGCUGAAGCCCAGGCACCGGACAGGGAAGAGUCCAUGGAGGUGGAGGCCCCAGCAGCUCCCAAAGGCGCCAGUGGGCCUCUGAGCAGUGGUGGCGACAGCAGCGUCCCCCCUAGCUGCAGCAGCAGCAGCUCCGGCGCAGGUACCUCAGCGAUCACAACCUCUCUACCUCAACUCGGGGACCUGACAACACUGGGCAACUUCUCCGUGAUCAACAGCAAUGUCAUCAUCGAGAACCUCCAGAGCACCAAGGUGGCAGUGGCCCAGUUCUCCCAAGAAGCGAGAUGCAAUGGGGCCUCCGGGGGCAAGCUGGCCGUCCCGGCCCUGAUGGAGCAGCUCUUAGCUCUGCAGCAGCAACAGAUCCACCAGCUGCAACUGAUCGAACAGAUUCGUCACCAAAUAUUGCUGUUGGCUUCUCAGAAUGCAGACCUGCCAACCUCUUCCAGUCCUUCUCCAGGUACUUUACGAACAUCUGCCAACCCCUUGUCCACCCUCAGCUCCCAUUUAUCUCAGCAGCUGGCGGCGGCAGCUGGGUUAGCACAGAGCCUCGCGAGCCAGUCUGCCAGCAUCAGCGGUGUGAAACAGCUCCCCCCCAUCCAGCUACCUCAGAGCAGUUCCGGCAACACCAUCGCCCCCCCACACAGCGGCUCUUCCCCCAGCGUUCACAUAUUGGCGGCAGCAGUUCCCACCCCAUCCUCGGAAAAAGUGGCUUCGAGCGUGGGCGCCUCCCACACCAGCAACCCCGCGGCCUCUGCCUCAUCCUCACCAGCUUUUGCAAUAAGCAGUCUGUUGAGUCCUGCAUCUAAUCCACUUCUACCUCAGCCGGCCCCCGCUAACUCGGUUUUCCCCAGCCCUUUGCCCAACAUUGGAACGACAGCAGAGGAUUUAAACCCCUUGUCCGCCUUGGCCCAGCAAAGAAAAAGCAAGCCACCAAAUGUCACCGCCUUCGAGGCCAAGAGUGCUUCGGAUGAGGCGUUCUUCAAACACAAGUGCAGGUUCUGUGCAAAGGUCUUCGGAAGCGACAGUGCCUUGCAGAUCCAUCUUCGUUCCCACACCGGAGAGAGGCCGUUCAAGUGCAACAUCUGCGGGAACAGGUUCUCCACCAAGGGGAACCUCAAAGUCCACUUUCAGCGCCACAAAGAGAAGUACCCUCAUAUCCAGAUGAACCCCUACCCCGUGCCUGAGCAUUUGGACAACAUACCCACCAGUACCGGCAUCCCCUACGGCAUGUCUAUCCCUCCAGAAAAGCCGGUCACCAGCUGGCUAGACACCAAACCCGUCCUGCCCACCCUGACCACUUCUGUCGGCCUGCCAUUGCCCCCCACCCUCCCGAACCUCACCCCCUUCAUCAAGACUGAAGAGCCAGCCCCCAUCCCCAUCAGCCAUUCUGCUGCCAGCCCCCCGGGCUCCGUCACAAGCGACUCAGGGGCCCCCGAGCCGGCGGCGAGAAACCCGGGUGGGCUCCCGGAGGAAGCGGAAGGCCCCACUGCGCCCCCUCCCGGCGGCAAAAGCGAAGAGAGUGGUGUGGUCCCCAGCUCGGCCUCAGCCCCGAACGCCUGCGUGCUGAGCUCCCUGGCAUCUGACGGCGGUCCUGGCAGUGCUUCGACUUUCACCAACCCUCUGUUGCCGCUCAUGUCCGAGCAGUUCAAGGCGAAGUUUCCCUUUGGGGGACUCUUGGACUCAGCCCAGGCCUCAGAAACAUCCAAGCUUCAGCAACUGGUGGAAAACAUUGACAAGAAGGCCACUGACCCCAAUGAGUGCGUCAUCUGCCACCGGGUCCUCAGCUGUCAGAGCGCCUUGAAGAUGCACUACCGCACCCACACCGGGGAGAGGCCCUUCAAAUGUAAGAUCUGCGGCCGGGCUUUCACCACGAAAGGGAACCUGAAGACCCACUACAGCGUCCAUCGAGCUAUGCCCCCGCUCAGAGUCCAGCAUUCCUGCCCCAUCUGCCAGAAGAAGUUCACCAACGCCGUGGUCCUACAGCAGCACAUCCGAAUGCACAUGGGGGGCCAGAUCCCCAACACCCCGGUCCCUGACAGCUACCCCGAGUCCAUGGAGUCCGACACGGGCUCCUUUGAUGAGAAAAAUUUUGAUGACCUAGACACCUUCUCCGAUGAAAACAUGGAAGACUGUCCCGAGGGCAGCAUCCCGGACACGCCCAAGUCUGCAGACGCGUCCCAAGACAGCCUGUCUUCCUCGCCUUUGCCUCUAGAGAUGUCAAGCAUCGCCGCUUUGGAAAAUCAGAUGAAGAUGAUCAAUGCUGGCCUGGCAGAGCAGCUGCAGGCCAGCCUGAAGUCGGUGGAGAACGGGUCAGUCGAGGGGGACGUCCUGACCAACGAUUCAUCCUCGGUGGGUGGCGACAUGGAGAGCCAAAGUGCAGGCAGCCCGGCCAUCUCAGAGUCUACCUCCUCCAUGCAGGCUCUGUCCCCAUCCAACAGCACCCAGGAAUUCCACAAGUCGCCCAGCGCCGAGGAGAAGCUGCAGAGAGCAGGGGCAAGUGAGUUUGCCAAUGGUUUGUCUCCCGCCCCAGUGAAUGGUGGGGCUCUGGAUUUGACAUCUAGUCACACAGAGAAAAUCAUCAAAGAAGAUUCUUUGGGAAUCCUCUUCCCUUUCAGAGACCGGGGUAAAUUUAAAAACACCGCUUGUGACAUUUGUGGCAAAACCUUUGCUUGUCAGAGUGCCUUGGACAUUCACUACAGAAGUCAUACCAAAGAGAGACCAUUUAUUUGCACAGUCUGCAAUCGUGGCUUUUCCACCAAGGGUAAUUUGAAGCAACACAUGUUGACACAUCAGAUGCGGGAUCUACCAUCACAGCUCUUUGAGCCCAGUUCCAACCUUGGCCCCAAUCAGAACUCGGCGGUGAUUCCCGCCAACUCGUUGGCAUCUCUCAUCAAGACAGAGGUCAACGGCUUCGUGCAUGUGACUCCUCAGGACAGUAAGGACACGCCCACCAGUCACAUCCCUUCUGGGCCUCUGUCAUCCUCUGCCACGUCCCCAGUUCUGCUCCCAGCUCUGCCCAGGAGAACCCCCAAACAGCACUACUGCAACACGUGUGGUAAGACCUUCUCCUCAUCGAGUGCCCUGCAGAUUCAUGAGAGAACUCACACUGGAGAGAAACCCUUUGCUUGCACUAUUUGUGGAAGAGCUUUCACAACAAAAGGCAAUCUUAAGGUACACAUGGGCACUCACAUGUGGAAUAGCACCCCCGCCCGCCGGGGUCGCCGGCUCUCUGUGGAUGGCCCUAUGACAUUUCUAGGAGGCAAUCCCGUCAAGUUCCCAGAAAUGUUCCAGAAGGAUUUGGCGGCCAGGUCAGGAAGCGGGGAUCCUUCCAGUUUCUGGAAUCAGUACGCAGCCGCGCUUUCCAACGGGCUGGCGAUGAAGGCCAACGAGAUCUCCGUCAUUCAGAAUGGGGGCAUCCCUCCAAUUCCUGGAAGCCUGAGCAGUGGAAGCAGCUCACCUAUUAGUGGGCUGACAGGAAACCUGGAGCAGCUCCAGAACUCAGAGCCCAGCGCGCCCCUGGCCGGCCUGGAGAAGAUGGCAAGCAGCGAGAAUGGAACCAACUUCCGUUUCACCCGCUUCAUGGAAGACAGCAAAGAGAUCGUCACAAGUUAA